Messenger RNA from Punica granatum (pomegranate), 1374 nucleotides. NCBI's taxonomy places the organism in Eukaryota, Viridiplantae, Streptophyta, Magnoliopsida, Myrtales, Lythraceae. The record is from RefSeq and is a predicted model, not a curated record.
CCUUUAUACGCACGCAUACGGCAAUAUAGAAUUCGGCGAAAACUUCCAACUGUCUCGAUUCUUCCCCGACACCAAAAGACUUUCAACUUUCUUCUCUACUUCGGACUCUUUCGGUUCCUCGACGAGAGCGAACAGAGGGAAAGGGAAAGGGAAAAAGACCGUCAAUGGCAGCGGUAGAGGUGAGCAACAAGCAGGUGGUCCUCCGGGACUACGUGGAGGGUUUCCCCAAGGAUUCCGACCUGCAGGUGACGACGGGGAUGGUGAGGCUCUCCGUCCCGGAAGGGUCCAACGCCGUGCUGGUGAAGAAUCUCUACCUGUCCUGCGACCCCUACAUGCGGAACCUCAUGUCGAAGCUCGUCGGGAGCGAUAUCGAAUCCUUCAAGCCCGGCUCUCCCAUAGCUGGAUACGGGGUGUGCAAAGUAAUUGAUUCAGGGCACCCGAACUUCAAGAAGGGAGACCUGGUCUGGGGGAUCACUGGAUGGGAAGAAUACUCACUCAUCACUGCACCUGAGACUUUUUUCAAGAUCAAGCACACGGACGUGCCGCUCUCCUACUACACUGGUCUCCUUGGAAUGCCCGGGAUGACUGCAUAUGCUGGGUUUUUCAAGGUAUGUUCUCCAAAGAAGGGAGAGACUGUGUUUGUUUCCGCAGCAUCAGGGGCAGUGGGUCAACUUGUUGGCCAGUUUGCAAAGUCCACAGGAUGCUAUGUGGUUGGAAGCGCCGGAAGCAAAGAAAAGGUUGAGUUGCUGAAGAACAAGUUCAAGUUUGAUGAUGCUUUCAACUAUAAGGAAGAGCCUGACCAGGAUGCAGCUCUCAAAAGGUAUUUCCCUGACGGAAUCGAUAUUUACUUCGAGAAUGUUGGGGGAAAGAUGCUCGAUGCGGUGCUGCUCAACAUGAAGCCACAUGGGCGAAUCGCAGCGUGCGGGAUGGUCUCGCAAUACAACCUCAAGCAGCCUGAGGGGGUCCACAACCUGUUCCAAAUCGUCGUGAAACGGAUCCGGAUGGAGGGUUUCGUGGCCUUUGAAUACUAUCCCCAGUACCCUGAGUACCUUGAGAUGGUACUGCCUCUAAUCAGAGAAGGGAAGAUAGUAUACGUCGAAGACAUAGCUGAGGGCCUCACGAGUGGCCCAGCAGCACUGGUUGGGCUCUUCUCGGGCAAAAAUGUCGGGAAGCAAGUGGUCGCAGUGGCUCGUGAGUGAGCAGGGCCAUGGCCUUUCGCUAUUUCCGGCCCCCAUGAAUCAGAUUGUUGGCUGCUUUCCUUUUUCCCGUUCUUUCGGCAAAUGAAUGUGCCCUGUUGUACUUUGUCUCUGGUUGAGAGUAGCAGAAACUUCAACGAGCAAUAAUCAAUAAUUAUAAUUAUUAUCAUUACUAGGA